This is a messenger RNA of Alnus glutinosa, 1939 nucleotides long. RefSeq names its product beta-glucosidase 12-like. Gene Ontology annotation, molecular function: beta-glucosidase activity. Gene Ontology annotation, biological process: carbohydrate metabolic process. Lineage: Eukaryota; Viridiplantae; Streptophyta; Magnoliopsida; Fagales; Betulaceae. The transcript has 13 exons. The record is from RefSeq and is a predicted model, not a curated record. The coding region runs from base 173 to 1711 and encodes 512 amino acids.
CUUCUAGGGUCAAUAUCAGUAUUCAAACUUAAUCCUUUUGCCGGCAUUUAGUUUCCUGGAGUACUUGCGGGCUUGUUAGUUUGCACAAUUGCACCCGUCAGUUUGAGUGAUUCUUAUCUAUAAAAAGGCCUUGACGGACGGUGCCUCCCACCCACAAUAACCAAAAUCAGUGAUGGCAUUUGAAGGCUAUCUACUCCUAGGCCUCCUCGUCUUUCUUGCUUCAUUGAUUGAUAAUAGCAUUAUUGCUGUUACACCAUGUCUAAACAGUACUGAUUCACUCAACCGGAGCAGUUUUCCAGCGGGUUUCAUUUUCGGAACGGCAUCAUCGUCUUACCAGUAUGAAGGUGCGGCAAAUGAAGGUGGCAAAGGACCAAAUAUAUGGGAUACUUACACCCAUAGAUAUCCAGGUAGGAUAACGGAUGGCAGUAAUGGAGAUGUAGCUGUUGAUCAAUAUCAUCGCUAUAAGGAAGAUGUUGGGAUUAUGAAGGAGAUGGGUUUAGAUGCAUACAGGUUCUCGAUCUCUUGGUCCCGAGUGUUGCCAAAAGGAAAGCUAAGUGGAGGUGUGAACAGGGAAGGAAUUAAAUAUUACAACAACCUCAUCAAUGAGCUCCUGGAUAAAGGUCUAAAGCCCUUUGUGACACUUUUUCAUUGGGAUAUGCCCCAAGCCUUGGAAGAUGAGUAUGGUGGUUUCUUAAGUCCUCACAUUGUUGAUGACUUUCGAGACUAUACUGAGCUUUGCUUCAAGGAAUUUGGUGACCGUGUAAAGCAUUGGAUUACACUAAAUGAGCCAUGGAGCUUCAGCAAUGUUGGUUAUGCAACCGGGCAAUAUGCACCUGGUCGAUGUUCCAGUUGGCAAAAUCUGAACUGCACCGGUGGAGAUUCAGGCACAGAGCCAUAUUUGGUCACCCAUAACCUGCUUCUUGCUCAUGCAGCCGCUGUUCAAGUGUACAAGCAAAAAUAUCAGGCAUCACAAAAAGGUGUUAUAGGGAUUACGCUAAUAAGCCAUUGGAUGGUGCCAUUCUCUGAUGCCAAGCACAACCGCAAUGCCGCACUACGUGCCCUUGAUUUCAUGUUGGGUUGGUUUUUGGACCCCUUGACAAAUGGUGACUAUCCCCAUAGCAUGCAGUCUCUGGUUGGAAAGCGUUUGCCUAAGUUCACGAAAGAGCAAUCGAAGCUUGUAAAAGGGUCAUUUGACUUCAUCGGAUUAAACUACUAUACUGCCUACUAUGCAGCCUAUGCACCUAACCUUAAUGCGGGACAUGCAAGCUACUUAACAGAUUCUCUUGCCAAUCUUACAGCUGAGCGCAACGGGAUCCUCAUUGGCCCACCGGCUGCGUCUGAUGGGCUCUAUGUCUAUCCUAGAGGAUUUCUGGAUCUUUUGCUUUACACAAAGGGGAGGUAUCAUAAUCCACUAAUCUACAUUACCGAGAAUGGGGUUGAUGAGUUCAAUAAUGCCACCUUGUCGCUUGAAGAAGCCCUUGUGGACAACCAUAGAAUUGAGUAUCACCAUAGCCAUCUUUGGUAUCUUCGCAAGGCUAUCAUGGAAGGUGUAAACAUUAAAGGCUACUUUGCGUGGUCAUUGUUGGACAACUUCGAAUGGAAUUUAGGUUAUACAGUUCGGUUUGGCAUCAACUACGUGGACUACAAUAACGGACUGAAAAGACACCCUAAGCUUUCAGCCCGUUGGUUCAAGAAUUUCCUCAAGAAAUAAACGGACAUGACGUACGAUCGAUGCUCAUAUAAUUAUCAGAUAUCUAUAUAAUAAUAUUGGACCGUAUAAUUCCAAUCAAAAAACUUUUUUUUUUUUUCCGACAUGAAUUCCAAUCAAUAAAUUGAAGAUAUCAUUUCUUCUCCAUCUGUAAUCUCUUUAAAUAAUGUGAUUAUUUUGUGUACAGACUCAAAUGCUUGUUAAAUAAUAAUCGCUUUAUACUUUCUUUCU